Messenger RNA from Xenopus tropicalis (tropical clawed frog), 3780 nucleotides. RefSeq lists its product as uncharacterized. The record is from RefSeq and is a predicted model, not a curated record. NCBI's taxonomy places the organism in Eukaryota, Metazoa, Chordata, Amphibia, Anura, Pipidae. The coding region runs from base 1 to 1788 and encodes 595 amino acids. The transcript has 4 exons.
AUGCAUUUAAUGACAUUAAAUCUCAUCGGCCAUAGCGGCCCAGAUUACAAGUUUGUCAAGAUCCUGCUGCAAGGAUGCCACAUCCUGGUGUGUCUCUGGGUAUUUGAGUUGCUCUGUGGAUCUGAUCAUCUGGCAUCGUUCAGCAGUAGCAGAAGUGAUUUCCGCUUAAAUAAUGGACGCCAUUGGUGCAGGAGUGGAAUUGCCAAGGAGGAAGAUUCUUCGGCCAAAAAGGUUCCGGGAAGGAGGGGAGCAGGGGGAGUUGUUGUUAGGAACCACGCGGAAGAGGAAGGAUUGCGGAAGAGGGGAGUGCUCGGUAAGUGCAGCGGAACAAGGGAGGGGGUUCGUAGGCCCGCGAGGGGGGGGAAUAGGCCGAAAGAAGGCUGCCACUGCCACCAGCGCAAACCUCGAAAGGGUCCAAAGGGGGGAGUAAGGGAUGUGGGUAGCGAUCAGACCACACCGGGAGAUGCGGAAAAGGGAACACUAGGGGGAUCUGAACGCUGGGAAAAGAAGUCCACGGCCACCGAGACAGAAGGAGGGAGAGAGCGCAGCACAGAAAGGGGAGAGGAGUUGGAUGAGGCAUCGGACGAAGGUGAGUGGGGCAUGGAGGCUGAUCCUGUCCCUAGGGGGGCGGGUUGCGGGCGAGGUUGGGCAAGAGGGGGUUGCAAUACACAUCUGAGAGGUAAUGGCCGACCGAGAUACGUGCAGAACGCUUUGAGAUCCAGGUAUGGGGGUGGUCCACAAGAUUGGGAGUACUAUGGCCAUGAUGAUGAUUUUUAUGAGGAUGCUUAUGGUGAGGGGGACUAUUAUGAAGAGGGUGAGGGUUGUAAUUAUGAUUUGAGGAAGUCGCAUAGGCCUUGGCAAAGGAGGCCUAGGAGGAUGGACCAACAAGAUAACAUGGACAGUAAUAAUUUUGGUCGUGCAAGUUUCUUUUUCAGAAAUAGGGAGGAGGAGGAGAGUUGGAGACAAUGGAGGAAGGAGAGGAUGGGCCAACAGAUGGGUGACGGGAGUCGGAUUGCGAAUCAGCAGGCAUCCACUUCAUCUGCAUUUCAUACGGUGGGGGAGGAGAGGAAUGCUGGAGUUUACACGCAGGAGGCUGCAUUGGAUGAGUUGAGAUCUCUAGAGGUGUUGGCUAAUCAGGAUUCAGACACUGAUACAUCUGAUAGCGAGACAGAAGGGGGAAAGAUUGUAGCAUUACUUAAGAAAUAUUUUAAGGAAGGUAAGGGAAAAGAAGGUGAUAGGAAGAGAGGAAAGGAAGGGGGUCAGCAGUUUCUACCGUUAGGGGCAGCAGAUACAUAUGCGUGUGCCUUGACAGAGACUGCAGCUCAUUUGCCUAAGAAAUUGAGGAAAUCAAUAGAAACAGGUAAAUUUGUGGAUGUGUAUGAACUAACAAGGGAAGCAGUUCAGGCAAAAGAAGAUGGUAUUAAGAGUGAGAAGGAAGGUAAGAGGAAAUCAAUUUUUGAUUGGUUGAAGGGAUUUUUGGUUUUUGCUAGUGUUUAUUUGAAAGGAAAGCCAGAGCAAUGUUUGAAUGUGAUCAAGUACAUAGAUACCAUUGUGGAUACUUAUCUGUUUUACAAGGGCACGUCAUGGUUCGAUUAUGACAGAGCGUUUAGGAAAAAGAUUGUUAAUAGCAAGGUUAUUGCUAUGGAUGCUCCUGGAUGCAGGAGGUUAAGCAUAGUCAAGAAUUGGAAUUUAUCACAGACGCAGCAGGCAGCAUUGGUUUUGGGGCUUACUUUGCAGGGAAAUGGAGUGCUGGUAGAUGGCCGCAGACAUGGCAUGAGAAAGGAUUAACCAAGAACCUGACACUGUUGGAGCUUUUCCCUAUUUUGGUAGCGUUAGAGUUGUGGGCAGAGGGAUUAAAAAAUAAAGCGAUAAGGUUUUUGUCAGAUAAUAUGGGGGUAGUUUAUGCUGUGAACAACUUGUCAUCUGAUUCACUGCCAGUGAUUAGGUUACUGAGGCGGUUGGUGCUGAUUUGUUUAAAAUUUAACAUAUCGUUAACAUGUGCCAGGGGUCGAGAACACACUAGCAGACGCCCUGUCAAGGGAAAAGUGGGAUCUUUUCUUCAGAUUAGCUCCUAAAGCAGAAAGAUCUGCUCACAAGUGUCCUGGUAAUUUAUGGCAGUUGGUGAACCCAUAUUAGAAGAGCUAUACAGCAUGUCGUUAUCGGAAAAAACUCUGGCCAGCUAUAAAAGGGCUUGGGAAAGAUGGCGGCUAUUCUGCAUUGGUGGUAAAAAAAAAAUUAUGCUUUUAAGGAUUUAUUGGAAUUUUUGAGGGAACUUUACAAGGAAGGGAAGUCCAAAGCGGUUGCGGCUACUACAUUGGCGGCAAUUUCGCAUUUUUCCGUAGCAGGAGGUAUGCCCGAUUUCACACAUCAUCCUAUUGUUAAGAAAGUGAUGAAGGGCUGGAGUAGAGCUGAAGGCCCGAGGGUAGAUAAAAGGGAACCUAUCGUUAAAGAUAGGCUGCAACAGAUAUUGCGUUCAUUGGGCACAAUUUGUUUUGACCAAUUUGAGUGUGUUUUGUUUAGAGCAGCUUUUGCCCUGUCGUUUGGUGGAGCUUUUCGUGUUAGUGAGCUGGUGCCACCUUCUAAGAAGGCAAUAGAAAAAGGAUUGCAAUACAAGAAUGUAUCAUUACAAAAGAAUAAAUUGUUGAUUUAUAUUAGUAGGUCGAAGACAGAUCAAAUUGGUAAAGGAAAAUGGGUAAGUAUACAAGGAACAGGGGAAGUAUCAUGCCCAGUAAAGCUGUUAAGUGACUACAUGGCGGUGCGUCCGGAGGGGGGGCAGCUGUUGUUGUUGCAUAAAGAUGGUUCCCCUCUUUCAGCCUUCCAGUUUAGGCAAGUUCUGAAGAAGGCGGUGAUCGAUAAUAAUUGGGACCCAAAGAAGUUUGGAACCCACUCUUUUAGAAUCGGCGCAGCUACUGAAGCUGCAAUGGGGGGUAGUGGCAGUGACAAGAUAAAAGCAUUGGGUAGAUGGAAGUCGAGGGUGUACAAGAAGUAUAUAAGGCCUGUAAAUAAUGCGAGUGAGAAAUCUUAACCAAAGUUUUUUGUUUGUUUUGUCGUAGUAGAAAGUGCAACGGCUUGCAACAUUUUGAUAUUGGGGCAUUCUUUUAUUUUCUGGGCAUCUGAGAUGGUCAACAGAUGGGUUUGCCGAAGCAACACAUGAAGAUCAGAUGGAUUGGUAAGGUGAUCCAGUUGCGAAGAUGGUGCUCCAGGGUCAUUGCGACCGAUCGCCAAGAAGGGGUCAGGAAGGAAUUUUUCUCGUAGCACGAAUUGGCUGAAAAGUGCUAGAGUUUUCGCCUUCUUCUGGAGUACCAUUAUCUGUGGUGGUCAAAGGAGUGAUUCAGCUGCGGCUCGGCAGUGCGGCUCUGAGAGCAUGAGUUGGUUGAAGUGCAGGCCUACCUUUAGUGAGUCACUAGUGUACAUCAGACUUUGACUGCACGGUCUUCUCUGAUGCAUGCAAGAGACUGGUUAGCGCCAUUUAUGCACAACGAGGGAGCAGGGGGAUGGGCUUAAGAAAGCGAUCACUGAGUGCGCGCGGCCCUAUGAUCCCUGUUCUAAUUGUUUCAUGGUAAAAAUUUUUGGGCAUGGUGCCCACGUUGGGUAGGGGGAUGGGCUUAAGAAAGCGAUAUAUAUAAAUGACAUACUUAUAAUAUGGACAGCAUCAGAAAAGGAACUAUUGACAUUCCACCAAAGAUUCAUCCCACGAUUAACCUUACCCUCAACCACUCCUCUUCACACAUCAAUUUCCUGGAUACCACUAUCUACAUCAAGAAUGGAAUCAUACAGACA